AGCGCGGUUGGCUCAGCCCGGCGUUCCGCCUCAUUCGCUAAGCAGGUCCAUGAAUUGUCAGCGCGCUUCGGGCGGCUGUUGAACCGAGGCGGCUACUGGGCUUGCCUUUCUCCGUUUGAGGUGCCCGCCCGAGCCAAUGUGCUUGGGUCCCCUGGGGAGAGAGCAGACGCCGAUUCGGGGCAACUUGGGAUUCAGGAUCCAGAGCAGGGACGUCGAUUUGCCAUCGGGACUCGGCGAGGAGGAUGGAAAUCCUGUAUGAAUGUGGAAGCCACUAGCAGAGUAAUUGCUGUCUGUUACCAUGACAACCAGCCGCUGCAGUCACCUGCCUGAAGUCCUGCCAGACUGCACCAGCUCUGCUGUGCCCGUGGUGAAGACUGUGGAGGAUUGUGGCAGCCUAGUGAAUGGUCAGCCACAGUAUGUCAUGCAAGUUUCAGCCAAGGACGGGCAGCUGCUCUCAACAGUAGUGCGGACUCUUGCCACCCAGAGCCCCUUCAAUGACCGGCCAAUGUGCAGGAUCUGCCAUGAAGGCAGCAGCCAAGAGGACUUACUCUCUCCAUGUGAAUGUACGGGGACCUUGGGGACAAUUCAUCGGAGCUGCCUGGAGCACUGGCUGUCAUCCUCAAACACCAGCUACUGUGAACUCUGCCACUUCAGGUUUGCAGUCGAGCGCAAACCCAGGCCGUUAGUGGAGUGGCUCAGAAACCCAGGCCCCCAGCAUGAGAAGCGGACUCUGUUUGGAGACAUGGUGUGCUUCUUGUUUAUAACGCCCCUGGCCACCAUCUCAGGCUGGCUUUGCCUGCGGGGCGCUGUGGACCAUCUGCACUUUAGCAGUCGGCUCGAAGCCGUCGGACUGAUUGCACUCACUGUUGCACUCUUCACUAUUUACCUCUUUUGGACACUAGUGUCAUUUAGGUACCACUGUCGAUUGUACAACGAAUGGCGUCGGACCAAUCAGAGGGUGAUUCUCCUCAUUCCAAAGUCUGUCAAUGUACCUUCUAAUCAACAGUCCUUGCUGGGCCUCCAUUCGGUCAAGAGGAACUCAAAGGAGACAAUUGUUUGAUGCUUGUGUGGGUGGUUGAUUGAUUCAUUGUUUGGGGUCUGGAAGUUUCUGCACUGGGGCCAUGCACUGAGCCACUCCUAAACCCUUCCUUAAGCCUGUGGGUCUAAGAACUGCCAGAGAUGCAUUAGUACAUUGCCCUGAGCAACGAACUCUGCCGAAAGAAAGCAAAUGCUGUUUUACUUCAAAUCAUGGAUGCUGCAAUCAUAUGAUAUUUGCUAAGCUGCCAAACAUGUUUAUUUAGCAGAUACUGUAUGGAAUUUUCUGAACACCUCUUUAACAUAUGAGGAAGGUGGUCCUGCUAAGGAUGCAAUUCUUCCUUUUUUAUUACUAUUUCAAAUAUAUAUAUAUAUUAAACUUAGACAAUAAUCAAAAUCGAAAAACCAAUGUAAAAACUGGUUUCUUGGUUUGAAUGGGUUUUGUUUUGGCUAGUUUAUUUGUUUCCUGGUUUCUACUGUAUAUUCUUCGGGGCAAUUUGAUAGCUUGAGUGGUCUUUUUCAUCUCUUUCAUGUUUCUCCUCAAAGAGACAGCAUAUGACUUCAGAACAAGUCAGAUUGGAAGGAUGUUUUGUAUUAAACCUCAUCUAAUUAUUCCAUUUUUAAAGAAAAAAAAAUAGGUGUGGCAACUCUCCACACAGUGAGCUGUUUAUUUAAAUACCAUUAAAAAGGGGGAAAAAAAAUUAUGGUGAGAAGCACGCUCCUGUCAACUUGUUUAGUACUGACAGCUGAUAGAAGCUAUUUUCUAAUAAUAAAUAUACAGUGUGUAAAAGACAAA
Molecule: messenger RNA, 1831 nt
Organism: Orycteropus afer afer
Lineage: Eukaryota; Metazoa; Chordata; Mammalia; Tubulidentata; Orycteropodidae
Source: RefSeq, a predicted model, not a curated record